AUGGGUGACCCUCCGAAGAAGCAGCAUCGGAAGAGGCCGAAGAAGUCAGUUCCUGGCUUCAACGACGAUUCGGAGCACCGACGAGCCCGGCAGCACCAGCCACGUGGACAGCAACCACGCACCGGCAGAUCGCCUCCUGUGUUGCGAUGGAAGCGCGGGCUGAAGACACGUACGCUACGUGCACUGUCGGCUGACUCGACGAGCUCCACGGCGUCAUGCCCGCCUACGCAAGUGAGUGCGACGCCUUCCGCGCGCGCCCCAAUUGCCCUGGAUACUCCCUUCCGCGCGUUUCCAUUUGAUGCGCCGAAGACGACUCCCAGCGGCCAACACGCCGCACCGUCCGCUUCAACGGACACCACCGCAGAGGCCCCCACUUCAGCUGCCUCUACCGAAGACGGUGCCAGCUGCCCGUCGACCAGCGACACCGACGAGAGUGCCGGCACCUUCUUCUUGCCAACCGCAAGCAUGAUUGGUGCCGACACUACGUCCUCCCGUACGGACGCGACCACCUCGCCCGAGGCAAGUCCUGUCCGGCCGGUUUCUCCACCACUGUCGUCGCCGCCAGCCUGCUCGUCACCCCCGCUCACCAACACCGAGCCCACUGCACCUGCAGCGGAGGAGGGCUCGCGCUCGGCGGCGGUGGCUGCUCCCGUCGACGACGACGACCCAGCUGACGGCCCCUCGUACAACGAGAGCUGGCCGAGAGCGCCCACCCCUGCCCCAGCUGCUGAGGGAACAGGGGAGCUCACCCCCAGAAACUCUCCGCUGCUGCUCGCGGCCGCCGAGGGCGCCCAAGCCUGCCAGCCGGCAGUGGUACAGGCAAAACGAAGCCGCAAGAAGGAGACGCCGUUACCGACGGUUCGUCGACUUCGAGCCGCACACCCCACCCGUUGA
Dermacentor andersoni is the source of this 894-nucleotide messenger RNA. Lineage: Eukaryota; Metazoa; Arthropoda; Arachnida; Ixodida; Ixodidae. The record is from RefSeq and is a predicted model, not a curated record.